UUUAGACUCGAAGCUGCGGAAGAAGGGCCGCGAGCUCGGCCGUGCUCCGAUGGCCUGAUACGUACUGCGAGACGCAUUCAUGAAGCUCCACUGCCCUGACUCGUCGAUGGGCGUGCGGGGGUGACUGGAGUGAUGGGAUGGGGCCAGAGCCCCAUGGAGUUCGGGUAGACCCGUCUCCGGCCCAGCUCCCCAGCCCCCUCCGCCAUCGAUAUCGACACCGCUCCUGCCAGCGACGCAGAGGGCCGCCUCGAUCGCGAUGGAGGCCUCUAGCAAUCAACAACAAAAAGAGAAGGAGCCACGCGUUCACAGGCCUUACGCCUUCGACAAGAUGGAGGGGCUGGUGCGGGAGAUGCAAGACCCUGAGAGCGGGGUACCCGUGCGCAGCCAAAAACAAUUUCUCACCUCGAUCCCUUCAGCGUUCAUGGGUGAGUGCCAUCGGUACCUGCGUUGUGGAGUAAGCGUAAGCGGCCAUCACGGCCAGGACACUACAGUAGGCUGCCUGCGUGUUGCAGGUUACGACCUCAUCGAGUGGCUGAUGGAGCGGCUUGCCAUCGAAGAAUCAGUAGAGGCGGUCCAUAUUGCUAAUCAACUAUGCCAGUAUGGCUACUUCUUCCCGGUGAAUGACUCCAAGACACUUACUGUUAAGGACGAUAGCUCUCUGUAUAGGUUUCAGACACCCUAUUAUUGGCCGUGGCAACAUAGAACCCCCGACAACGUGGAGUACGCGAUCUAUCUGGCUAAACGAACUCUGAGGAACAAACAACGUCACGCUCUUGAGGAUUAUGAGACCGAAGCUUUGAACAGCCUGCGUAAGAACUUGCAGAACAAGUGGGACAUAAUACAACUACAAGCGGAAGAACAGGUACGCUUAUCUAAGGAGCGCAAGAAAGGCGACAAGAUAGUGAGCGAUUCGCAGGAACGAGCAUUUUGGAGAGUGUAUCGACCACCACCCGGUUGUCUCAGUAGCCUGGAAGCCGUGCCCGUACCCACUCGUUUUCGUCCUGGACUUCCACGACCUCCGUCACGUAAACGCACUCUCACCGAUCUGCAACGUGAGGUGGCCCUUCUACGGAACAGUUUGAUACGCACGAGGAUAAAAGUUUCGACUGCGAUCGAAAAUUUGAAAUCAUACUUCGAAACGUACGUGGAAUACGAUCCAAUGUUCGUACAGCCGCAACCUUCCAAUCCAUGGGUCACCGACGAUCAUACGUUUUGGCAACUGAAUAGUAGCUUAGUGGACGUUCCUACAGAAAAACGCGUUAAACGAUGGGCGCUGUCGAUGGAAGAACUUAUGUCUGAUCCUACAGGUUUACAAGAAUUCACGAAUUAUUUAAGAAAGGAGUACAGCCACGAGAAUAUAAGAUUUUGGCUGGCGGUCAAAGAUCUCAGGCAUAGUUUUCAAGCACAAAUACCUGACAAAGUCAACGAAAUUUUUAGAGAAUUCCUGGCACCUGGAGCUCCGUGCGAAAUCAAUAUAGACGGGAAAACGAUGGAGAGGAUUCAUCAGGAAAUGAAAAAUCCGAGCAGGUUUACGUUUGAUUCCGCCGCGGAGCAUGUAUAUACGCUACUGCUAAAGAAGGACUGCUACCCUAGAUUUAUUCGUUCCGAUCAAUAUCGUAAUCUCUUAGCUGCCGGCGUGCAACCUCUGCAGAAGAAGAGAUUUUUCGUCUUUGGCGGCCAAGCAAAGAAGAAAGUUUCCUCCACUUCGACACCAACGCCUAGCACUUUGCAGCACGCUAACAUAGGUAGUGGCGGCAGACGAAGAGGAAGCGACCGGAGUCUGUCUGGAAGCGCCCACGAGCUCGCGGUGUGCGGCGUCCGUGACGUCAGUUCCGCGCCGCGUGUUCCGCACUCCCACAGCCAGUCGAAUCUCACCGACAUCCCAUACAGGGAUGCUGGCGCGACGGAAGUGGCAGUUCGCCCUAUGGACGACGUGUGCCCGUGGGAGGCCGUGCCGGGCCCGAGCACGGAGCACGGGGCAACGGGAGACACCGUGUCCUCUGGAAGGACAGUGUCAGCUGAUCAGGCCCGACACGUGUGGGACAGUGGCGGUCACGGGACGACCGCACACUCCGUCGAGGCGCGUGCCUCCCGGAAGAAUUCGGCACAGUUGGACUCGUGCAGCUCGUCGUCGGACGUCAGCCUUGCUAUCGCGGACGUCUCCGAACGGUUGCGGAAGUCGUGUAGUUUGCAGCAUAGCGGUAGCAUAGGUACAUCGACUUCAGGCCCGAUAACGCGAAAUUAUUCUACCUGCUCAGCGAGCGGUCGUAUCAGGCUGGCCGAGAUAGGUCGUGUAUCCGUGUCAUCCUGUAAUUAUCCGUCGCCCCAACAGUCAUUCGAGUACUCCCACGCGGUGGUCGAAAAGGUCGAAGAGAGAUCAUCCCUGGAGAAGAUCGUGCCCGAGGAGGAAACUGUCGCGGAAGCCGUCGUCGUGAAGGAGAGCCAGCCGAGUCCUAAGACGAGCGCGAAGGCGCCCUUGAUCAGCAUCAGCGCGAUCGUAGGCGAUCUACCGAGUGACAAUUCCACGAUGGAGAACGCCGACGAGGACGCGAGCGAAAGCUGCACGGCAAAGGACGCGGGAGAGAUCGUCGGUGAGGAGAGAACAAAGGGCGAGGACACCGGGGCGGACGUGUCGCCGGUGGCCGAGGAACCGGCGACGACCGAGGAGCUGCCCGGGGAGGCGCAGGUCGUGCCUGUCUGGGAACCGGACGCCCAACAGGAGGACCGACCGGCGGCGGCGCAGGCAGAGCCUCGGGAGAAGCGUGACAAUAAUGUUAACGAAGUAUGCCCGUGGGAGGACGAGGAAAACUGUAGAGUGGAUGCACCCUAUGUAAAAACUUAUGCGACUUUAGGUUACUUGUAAUUUGUCGUUGAUAUUAAAUCUUGCAUUUUACAUUUACAAAACAUUCACAAAUUCGAUUUCCACUUUAAUCCACUUUACUGAUCUCGCGUGUCCAGACCCUUGCGCGACGAAGCUUCGAUCGCUUCCUUAAUUAAGCAAAGACACAAAGCAUCUUUUGAGAACAAAGUUUACUUACGCGGAAGGAUUUAAUAAGACGAGUGCGUUUAUACAGUCACACGACAGUAUUCAACUGCUGCAGACGGAUUUUCACGAUAUUGCGUCGGUAAUCACGAUGUUGCGUGCAAAGAUUGCGACAGUUCGUUCGAUAGAAUCGAUAACGCGAAAAUAUGUAUGUCGCGAGACGAAAAACGAGCAUCGACGUCUAGUCUCUAACGUUGCAUCGAGUAACUGUAUUUAUAUUAUAUACGUAUGGCCUAACGAUUAGAUUCGUUUGCUCGAGAUUAUUAGAAUCCGUGAUGGAUUCUGGUUAAAUCUCGACGCACGAUCAAGAACUUAAUUAGAACUCUUUCAUCCUUUCCGAUUACUAGAGUUAUUUAAUCUCUACUGUUUGUACCAUCGUCUCGGUAUACGUGAGUAAUAUUGAAAAAAAAAAAAAAUGCGCAAGAAUUAUUUGUGAAGGAAAGGGAUUGGGCGUUAUUGUUUAAAAAUUAGAGUUCAGUCUCCAAUGUUAUUCGUAGAUUAACGUAGAUUAAUGUAGACCAGCAACCUAGAAGAUGUGACAAGUAGCGAUAGAUCGUGUCUUUCUCUCUCUCUCUCUGUGUUGAGUAAAAGUUUCAACGGUGACGUGUUGCCGAGCAAAAGUAGUGAAGCAAAUUCGAGUGCGCGGAUUGGGAACUCGUUAUGCUCAGUUCGUAUCACGUGCAAACGCACGCUCGUAGAGUGCCAGCCAAACUUGAGCCAUUUGGCCGCUCUCCAUGGUCGCGCUUUUCCCGGAUACUCACUUUUCCGCGAGUCACACCUCGCGAAACUUUACGUUCCGAUAUCCCCGAAGUCUACGUUACAGAACGCGAUUUCAUCCUUAGAGACAUAAGUUCGUUCUCCAAUUCACCGAACUUCGCGAUUGACGAUGUUGUCCUCUGAUGACAUUGCAAUUAUUCUUAAGGUAUCUUGUUUACUCCCGAGAUACAUUUUGCAUCCCAAUACGCGGCGCGUAUACAUUAUUUCAAAGUGCACGUCUCCGUCUUACUUAUUAGAUUUAUCGCCUAGAGUUAGCGUGUCUUAUACGCAGUGUCUUACGAGCGUUCGAUAUUAAUUAUUGACAAAUUAUCGUGACCUGAUAUAUCUUAAGUGUCUAUUUCAUGUUAUAUAUACCAUAGUUCGCCAUUUGUCGUGAUCGCGUCGAGUUGAUUAAUCGAUGGCGAUUACGGUGACUUUAUGGCGUUUUACUCGUUGAGCCUCGCUUGAGCGAGUUGCGAAUUAACGAUUACAAAAGAAAAAAGAAUAAAAAAUAUUCGCGCGGAUCUAAAUGAUAUUGAUGCCCGUUGCUAUCGGAUCUCUGAUUCUGUUACUGCCCCAGGAUCCCCGAUCCGACGCUAAAAGAUCGAGAGGCUACUUAAUAAUUAAAUGCAAUUGUGCUCUUAUCUGUAUUUUAUCGGUGUCUUUUCGUGUAUAGUUUUAAGAUUAAAAUGAGAUAUAAUAAUUAUUAACACUAAUUACCGACGACAUGUUUGUUCGCGUUCAAUCACGAACCUUACGACGAUUCUGACGGCCAAACCCUCGUUUUUUCUCAACGAGAGGGGAAAGGAUAAUUUAACUGACAGGAACGAAGAACGAUUGCCUAAUUCCUGCACUUUACACGAAAAGAUGGAAAACGAACGAACGUGAAAAAAAAAAAAGAGUACGUGACGGUUCUAAUGCGUGAUAGUUUUUCUAAUGACUGAAUAUCGAAUCUCUAGAUGACAAUUCAUCUUGAAAGUUCUUCGAUUUAAGGAAGUAUUAUUUGCAUUUAUUUUUUACGUGCAAUAACGAGUAUAAAACACAAAAAAAAAGCAAAAGUACCCUGCAUUGACGAAUUAUUUGAGUGCAACGAGCCGUGUACGACGGUCUGGACACGCGAGUGUAAUCAUAAAGACUCUAAAAA
Messenger RNA from Trachymyrmex cornetzi, 4943 nucleotides. Its product is annotated as regulator of G-protein signaling 9. Gene Ontology annotation, molecular function: GTPase activator activity. Lineage: Eukaryota; Metazoa; Arthropoda; Insecta; Hymenoptera; Formicidae. Gene Ontology annotation, biological process: positive regulation of GTPase activity; intracellular signal transduction; G protein-coupled receptor signaling pathway. The coding region runs from base 257 to 2863 and encodes 868 amino acids. Gene Ontology annotation, cellular component: cytoplasm; plasma membrane; neuron projection. The record is from RefSeq and is a predicted model, not a curated record. The transcript is spliced from 16 exons.